GAGGAGGGCAGGACGCCAUUUUCGCUGGGCAGCAGACAGAGGCGGAUACCGGCUACCGACAGCAGACAGGAGGAUGAGCUCCGGAGCUCGGGCUGGCAGCUAGGAAGGCACCGGCCCUGUGACAGAGAGCGGACAGGGAGCGGCUUCACCCUCACCGGCCGGCCUCCACCAACAGCGGAAACAGCUCUGACACACACCGCAGAACGAAUGUAUGACAACAUGUCCACAAUGGUUUACCUAAAGGAAGACAAGUUGGAGAAACUCACCCAAGAUGAAAUUAUUUCAAAGACCAAGCAGGUGAUACAAGGCUUGGAGGCCUUGAAGAACGAGCAUAAUUCCAUCCUUCAGAGCCUCCUGGAAACUCUGAAGUGCUUAAAGAAAGAUGACGAAAGCAACUUGGUGGAAGAGAAGUCCAACAUGAUCCGCAAGUCUCUGGAAAUGCUGGAACUAGGACUGAGUGAAGCACAGGUAAUGAUGGCACUAUCAAACCAUCUGAAUGCGGUGGAGUCUGAGAAACAGAAGCUGAGGGCUCAAGUGCGUCGGCUCUGCCAGGAAAAUCAGUGGCUGCGGGACGAGUUGGCCAGUACACAGCAGAAGCUGCAGAGGAGUGAGCAGUCUGUGGCCCAACUCGAAGAAGAGAAGAAACACCUAGAGUUUAUGAAUCAGCUGAAAAAAUAUGAUGAUGAUAUUUCUCCUUCAGAUGACAAAGACAGUGAUUCUUCAAAGGAGCCGCUGGAUGAUCUGUUCCCUAAUGACGAUGAUGAUCAAGGUCCAGGAAUGCAACAACCACACAGUAGCGCUGCAGCUGCUGCCCAGCAAGGAGGCUAUGAAAUCCCUGCCAGACUAAGGACCCUGCAUAAUCUGGUGAUUCAGUAUGCCUCCCAGGGCAGGUACGAAGUUGCUGUGCCUCUCUGCAAGCAAGCUCUUGAAGACCUGGAGAAGACUUCUGGCCAUGAUCACCCUGAUGUCGCCACAAUGCUCAAUAUACUGGCUCUGGUCUACAGGGAUCAGAAUAAAUAUAAGGAUGCCGCAAACCUACUAAAUGAUGCCUUGGCAAUCCGUGAGAAAACUUUGGGCAAAGAUCACCCAGCAGUUGCAGCCACCCUUAAUAACCUUGCAGUGCUUUAUGGAAAGAGAGGAAAAUACAGGGAAGCAGAGCCUUUGUGUAAAAGAGCUCUGGAGAUCCGGGAAAAGGUUCUGGGGAAAGACCAUCCGGAUGUAGCCAAACAAUUAAACAAUUUGGCAUUAUUGUGCCAGAACCAAGGCAAGUAUGAGGAAGUGGAAUAUUAUUAUCAGAGGGCCCUGGAAAUCUACCAAACCAAACUGGGACCCGACGAUGCCAACGUGGCUAAAACAAAAAACAACCUGGCUUCCUGCUAUUUGAAACAAGGAAAGUUUAAGCAAGCGGAAACUUUGUAUAAGGAAAUCCUGACCCGUGCUCACGAAAGGGAGUUUGGCUCAGUGGACGAUGAAAACAAACCAAUCUGGAUGCAUGCUGAAGAAAGGGAAAAAUUCAAGGGAAAGCAAAAGGAUGGCACAUUUGGAGAGUACGGUGGCUGGUACAAGGCCUGCAAGGUUGAUAGUCCGACAGUCACUACAACACUGAAGAACCUUGGAGCACUUUAUAGACGUCAGGGCAAGUUCGAAGCAGCAGAGACUUUAGAAGAGGCAGCAAUGAGGUCAAGAAAGCAGGGUGCUGUCUCACAGGGACUAGACAAUGUCCACAAGCAAAGAGUGGCAGAAGUAUUAAAUGACCCCGAAAGCAUUGAAAAGCGGAGAAGCCGAGAGAGCCUGGACGUGGUAAAGUACGAGAGUGGCCCAGACGGAGGGGAGGAAGUGAGUAUGAGCGUUGAGUGGAAUGGGGAUGGCACUGGAUCUUUAAAGAGGAGUGGUUCCUUUAGCAAGCUCCGCGCUUCAAUUAGGCGCAGCAGCGAGAAACUGGUUAGGAAGUUGAAAGGAGGAAGUUCACGAGAUGGUGAACCAAAGAAUCCUGGCAUGAAGCGCGCCAGCUCUCUGAAUGUACUUAACACGGGUGGCAAGGCUACUGAAGAUCUCGUGCAAGAGCGAAAUAAUUGUCUGACAGACUUGAGAAGUCUCAGUGCCAGUCACACUGACUUGGCACAUUAAGAUUCACGCGGAGACGCUAGCUAAAUUUCCUUUGAAUGACGACGCACUGAGACAGCCCUAACCUGUGCUUCCUCCCCUACCUGCAUAUGGAGGUUAUGCCUGUUUGAUAAUGGACUGCCCUUUUUACUUUUCUAAAGGAAAGAGAUCUAGACUUUUUUUUUUUUUUUUUUUAAAUUAGUGUAAUUAGUUUUAUUUCUUUUUAAAAGGAAGAUUUUAUUUAUAGGUGUGUGUAUAUAAAUUGCUUAUUGCACUGUGGUCUGUAGAAAUCUAUAAUAUAUACCGUACCCAACAAUUGGUAACUGUUACAACAGCCAAAUACUAGGUAGAAAACCCAUAACCUCCCAUUUCUCUUGAUCUCAAUGAUAUCCAUCAUGUGCAACUAGUGACCCUGUCACUCAGUGAGCUGAUUUGUAAAGCUACAAUGAAGAAAAUAUAAAAAAAAAAUGUAGUUUUCUAGAAAAUGUGUUGGGUUUUUAUUUUGUGUAAAGGGGAAUUGUCAUUUCUCUGGAUUUUUAUUUCCUUAUCCUCGAAAUCUAAUAAAUGUUUUGUGAGGCGUGCAACUAAAUGUAGAGUUCCACACCUCUUUAUCCUAUAACUGGGGGCUGCCAUCUUGGCGUCCUGUCAAUCAUUGUUAUAAACUGUGUCCUUUCCACCUGGCAGUCAGCAUAGAUAGCAUACAGAGAACAGGAGAAAUUAAACUAUUAAUAUUUUCAUCUAUUCUCAACCUUCGUGUGUGUGUGUGUGUGUGCUCUGCUUGGCCUGCAUUGGGUAGGAUGCCGUUUUCUAGAUCUCUAAAUCUAAAAGUACUUUAUUUAAAAUGUGGAGCAUCACAUGGGGGGGAAAUAAAGGUUACCACCAUUACUUAUUGAUGAUUUCAAUGUUAUUCAGUGUAUCAAUUACAGAGAAGUGACAGGUCUCCUUUAACUCUUGUGAACGUUUAAAGUCUCUAUUAUUCCAUCAUGUUAUAAUAUUUGUUUUUAAGGAUUCAGCCUAUUCACAUAUCAAUGAUUGAGUCCCUCACUUGUAGUACAUAAAUUUAUUGCUAUUAUUGAAUGCAGGCAUUUAGACCUAGAUAUUAAAGCUCACAGUAAACCAGAUUAACUCAUAGAACAUGCGUGUGCAAAGUUUUAGGUUGUAUCCCUUUCUACAUCUGUGUUUACCAGGAAAUUAACUCUAUACGAUACGUUAUGGUUAGGAUAGACCAUUUCUAAACCAGGCACCGUAAAAUACAGAGGAACAAUACAUUUUAGUUUUCUUUCCUAAUUGACAAAGUUAUUCGACUGAGGCAAUCCCCCAAAUGAAAUGUUUGUAGGCCAAUAACAGUCUAGUACGCUCAUCUUCAUAUGUUUUGUACAAUAACCAGUAAUUGUGAUGGGUAGAGUCUGACCCUAAUGUUGUUGGCUCAAAUGUGUUUGUGGUUUAAUGAUAAAGUCAUGAAAUACGGUAGAUUAUUUUCUUAUUCCUAUUUAGUAAUAGGGUUAGAAAAAAAAUGUCUGUACAGAAUCUUACUAUGGGAGUCUACAUAGCUAUUACCUCGCAAUUCGAGAGACAAUGUGUUUGUUCGUUCCUAAAGAGACAGUCAUCACCAGUGACAGCCGAGGGAAUUGUCAAAACCUGAUGGCAGUAGUUCUGCCUUUUGGUAAAUGGAGGGAAAUACAUAAUCUAAAGUAGUCAAUACUCUCUCAUGAGAUCUUUUACCAUUUAAUUGGUUGCAUAUUUAUGAUUUUAUUAAAGAUUCUAUCAUAAUGAAACGCUCAAAGUGAAGAUUGGAUUACUAUUGAAUAAAUUGCAAAGCCAAAACAGGUGACAAUGCUUUGUUAGAUCAUCCGUCCAUUCAUGCCUACAACAGCUGUCUGGCGAAGAACUCUGCGAGUCAGGGCUGGCUAAGGAUUUUGAGCAUUGUAGUUUACGGCUGGAGAGAUAUCGAAUAGUCCUUACACUUGAGGUUUCAAGAUUCAGUUGUGUUCUCUUCUACAUACUUUUGAUCAGCACACGAGUACAAUGUCACGCAUAAUGUAGAAUCUGUUCUGCUGGGAGGAAAUUUGUUAAUCAAGGACUUAUCAUAAAAGAAAUCUUGAGGAGUUAAUUUAGUUCCUUUAAUUUGACUACUAUAUAUAUAUGACAUGGCAGCAGUCUUGUGUUUUCAGCAUGUACAUAUGUGUCCAAGAAAAUGUGGUGAAUCUGUAAUCCUAACCGCUCUAGGGUGUAAGUAAAUUCUAGAUCAUGCAAAUUUCAUAAAAAUAGUAAAAUGUUAGAUCCACGUUUGUUCCACAAAAUCCAGAUAGGCCAUGUGUAAUUAAGAGGAAUGCAGCCCACUCUAUGCAAGCUUUAUGUGAUUAUUGGUGUUGGUGAUUCUUGCUCACACAAGAGGGUGUUGCAGUUACAUUUUAUAUGCUAUGAAAUGUUUGUACAGGUUCAUACAGAAACUAUUCAUAGAUCAGGAAAGAUUUGGCUGUAUGUUAGUAAACAUGCAAUGACCCAAAUGUAACUUAUCAAACACAUUGUACCACCCUGUGAAAUAUGUUGGUUCUUCACAAAUAAUCAACUGCAUGGGUUAGUUUUAUCAGUUUGAAAUGUGCUUGGCCCUACUGUAUUGUGUUGUACACGUGGAUUUUGCUUUUACUAAAAUGCAUUGAUCUCUUUCUAUAAUUGAAAUAUAGAUCCAGAUUAGAUUUCAGUGAAAUAUGCACAGAGCCUCCAUUUACCAACAACUCCCUGCCCCUACAGAGGGUCAGCACAUUGUACACCCAACAUACAUCGAAAGGGUUGUAUUUAGAGAUGGAUUAUUUCCACACGGUAAAGUUGUAUGUAUAUUACUGUGCAUUUUUGUUCUACAUAUUAGUUUGGCUGGUUUAUAAUUUUUGAUCCUGACUGUUACAAAUGGAACGGUUUAAUGCUGACUGAAAAAGGCUCUGUAAAUAGAUCUUUGUAGUACCUGGGGUACUAUAUGAAUGUGUAAUUUUUGUAUUUUAAUGUGGUGUGUAACAUCAGUUCUUUUUAAAUGCCAGGGUAAUGCACUAUAAUAAUAUCUAAUAAAGUUCCACUAGAUUACA
This is a messenger RNA of Pelobates fuscus (common spadefoot toad), 5180 nucleotides long. It is a transcript of the gene KLC1, whose product is annotated as kinesin light chain 1. The record is from RefSeq and is a predicted model, not a curated record. Gene Ontology annotation, biological process: microtubule-based movement. The transcript has 16 exons. Gene Ontology annotation, molecular function: kinesin binding. Gene Ontology annotation, cellular component: cytoplasm; kinesin complex. Bases 208 to 2127 code for a protein of 639 amino acids. Lineage: Eukaryota; Metazoa; Chordata; Amphibia; Anura; Pelobatidae.